GUGAAGCUUUACCCGUGCGGAAAAUUUGCCAUUUUUAUUGCUAAUUAUCAAGUUUUGUGUCUUGUGAAGUUUAUUGAUUAAUCUCUAAAAUGUCACUGUCUCUGAUGAGACACUAGCAUGCCCGCUGGCUCCACUACAGCUAAAUAUGAAAUAGCUUUAGCUUCCGAGCUAGAUGACUGUAUUGAGAUGCUAACGCCAGCUAAUGACGAGCUAACUAACGAGUUGUCGGUACAAACAUGGUUUGUACUUCAAGUAGUUUUAUAUCCGAUUGUAUCUCACUCGCUUUCAGAUAUGUAGCAGUGUAUCCACAUGUUAACUCAACCAGCGUCUGGUAAAUCAAACAUUAGCAAGAUUAGCGUGAAUGAAAACACGAGAUUUUAGAGUUCAGUUUAAUGCUAACUGGCUAGCUAACGCUGUUAGCUAAACAUUUAUGUUGACCGUUAGGCGAAUUAAAAUGGAGUUUAAUGUUUGUCAGACGCGAACGACGUAAAAACCGUGAGCUCGACUUGUUUUCUCUACCACGCCAGUGUUGGUUAACAGUGUUUGUUCCGCACAGCUUGCCGUACCCUCUCCAGGCUAACACCCAUGUUAGCUUGCUUUUACCAAAUGUUGCUAGCUGAAUGCUAACAUUUGGAAGUCGUAUUUAAGCUACUUUUUUGGUCUUGGCGACGACUUCUCACCCUCGACGUUAAAUCCUUAUUUAAGCUAUGUCGAUCCAUCAAUAUAUAAUAUAAAGCCGAGUUUGACUGCUCGUGUUAGACCGUGUUACGGUCUCACUCUGUUGCUUCAUAGCCACACCCUUCCUCUCGAAACCAACCAACGUUUCGCUUUAAGUUGUCACAAACAUAAGUUCGUAUUUUUAAUUGCCACUAUAGCACUAACGUUACUCGUUUGACUAAAAAAGGCGUAGUUUUACACAAUAUAUUUUAAUAAAAGUUUUAUUAAAUCAGAAGCGUGUUUGUGCUCUUCUGUUAACGUUAACUUAAAAUUAAUUUACCCCCUCUUAACUCUGACACACUAACUAAAGAGUAGCCCAGUUAGACAUCAUUUAAAAAAGUCCACCAGCCUUGUAAUGAAUGUUUUAGAUAAACAUGUAUUUUUUUUACUGUCUGUAUGUUGAUCAGCAACAGGUCUCUCAUGGAAUACUUUUUGUUUGUUAUGUAACAUGUGACAACUCACCUCCUGAUUAUAAAGUAGACCCACACAGCACUUAGAUUAGCAACUAAAGUCAUCCCAGAAAAGCAUCAUUAUCAUAACACUGGAUGAAUAAGCUAACACUGCACAGCGGAUGAUUUUAAUAAAUUGACUGUUUUUCCGAUGGGCUCUGGUGUCAAAUGUUGUCCUUACGUUUUUCAUUUGUCUGACUUUGUAAACACAAAGCAAACAAUCCAGUUUUCAUCUGGGUGGACUGUAAACACUGCCGUAUUUGGUUUAAUUCAGGGCCAGGUUCCUGUCUGAACAGUUUGGUGUAGUCUUGUUUUCUGGCUCCCAACCGACACUUAACAUCUGCCCGCUGACAUCGGCGUACCUGAGGAUCUGCCGGUGCCCCCCCCCUCCCCAGAUGUAGAGGGAGUUGACAUCUGCAGCAGCCGUGUACACAACUCUUGUGCUGACCAGAGAAGUUUUCUACCAUGCGUGAGUACAAGCUCGUGGUGCUGGGAUCAGGUGGCGUGGGAAAGUCCGCACUGACGGUCCAAUUUGUGCAAGGCAUUUUUGUGGAGAAGUACGACCCCACAAUAGAAGACUCCUACAGAAAGCAAGUGGAGGUCGACGGGCAGCAAUGUAUGCUUGAAAUCCUCGACACGGCCGGAACAGAGCAGUUCACGGCUAUGAGGGACCUGUACAUGAAGAAUGGACAAGGGUUUGCUUUGGUGUACUCCAUCACAGCACAGUCGACGUUUAAUGACCUGCAGGACCUCCGGGAACAGAUCCUGCGAGUAAAGGACACCGAGGACGUUCCAAUGAUCCUGGUGGGAAACAAGUGUGACCUGGAGGACGAGCGUGUGGUUGGAAAGGAGCAGGGCCAGAACCUGGCUCGUCAGUGGAACAACUGUGCCUUUUUAGAGUCUUCAGCUAAAUCAAAGAUCAAUGUUAAUGAGAUUUUCUAUGAUCUGGUGAGACAGAUCAACAGAAAAACGCCGAUGGAAAAGAAGACAAAAAAGAAGUCGAGUUGCACACUGCUCUAAAAUGCCCUCCCACAGCAGCUCCAGGCCAGAAACUUGUCAUGAUUAACUGUUUCCCAGUGGAUCGUGCCAGCAUUCCAAGUCCUCUCCAGAGCAUUUUGAAAAAGGCAGACCGAGAUACUUCACCAGGAGACGGCACAUAAUCUCAAGAUGCUCUUCUCUGCUUUUCAAGCAGCGAAGAGAUCCACCUCUUUUUUUUGUAUUGUCAGCCUGAUGACAACUCUGUUAUUGUUUUAUUUGUUGUCUUUUCUUCUCCGAUGUGUCUUUCUUUUUGAAAUAUUAGUGUAAAAGAAGAGACCGUGGGUUUAAAUCCAUAUAUGGGAACUAAAAUGUUUUAUUAAAAGUAACAUCAAUCGUUGGCAUAGUGUGACAAUACGUUUGCAAAAGGAAACCUUGUGAAAUGUUGACCUUUUCAUACAGUUCUGUACUAACGGUGUCAACAAAGAUGCAUCAUUGUCCAUAAGUUACUCGCUCCUACUUUCAAGGAUGUGUAUUGAGAUAACAUCUUUCCUAAGUGACUUUGUUUUUUAUUGAGAGCUGCAAGCCUUCCAUAUUUCCCAUAAUAUAUUCUACUUCCAUUUUUGCAUAAUACAGCUAAGGAAAUUAGUAUUUUAUAGACUGAUGGGGGAAAUGGUGUGUUCUGAUUUGUGUCUUGAGGCUGAAAAUAUAUUGUACUAAACCAACUCUAAUAUUGCUGUCACAGAUGCUUUUCCAGCUUUUAUGAAUGAUUAAAUUUUAGUACAUUUUCA
Molecule: messenger RNA, 2932 nt
Organism: Anarrhichthys ocellatus (wolf-eel)
Lineage: Eukaryota; Metazoa; Chordata; Actinopteri; Perciformes; Anarhichadidae
Gene: rap1aa
Product: RAP1A, member of RAS oncogene family a
Exons: 8
Coding region: 1632-2186 (184 amino acids)
Biological process (GO): Rap protein signal transduction
Cellular component (GO): membrane
Molecular function (GO): GTPase activity; GTP binding
Source: RefSeq, a predicted model, not a curated record